UUUCUAGCCGACCCUGUUUCACUCAAAGUCUAAAGCCUAAAUUGCCAUACCAAGUUGUUGUUACUCACGAACAAGCAAAGAACAGAACAACAUAACCCUCUCUGACACCAAACCCUUUUAUCUUCAUCUUCGAAUCAUGGUGGACAGGGAUUCAAGCGAAGCACACAUGUCAAUAGCAGCUUCUUCCAUAUUCCCUGGCUUCAGGUUCUGUCCCACUGACGAGGAGUUGAUCUCUUAUUACCUCAGGAAAAAGCUGGACGGUGAUGAAGACAGUGUUCAGGUCAUUUCGGAGCUUGAACUUUGCACUUUUGAGCCUUGGGAUUUGCCAGGAAAAUCUUUCAUUCAAUCAGACAACGAGUGGUUUUUCUUCUCGCCACGGGGGAGAAAGUAUCCCAAUGGUUCACAGAGUAAAAGGGCAACUGAAUGUGGGUAUUGGAAGGCCACAGGAAAAGAACGCAUAGUAAAAUCCGGUCAGGAUGUUAUUGGUACCAAACGCACUUUAGUAUUUCAUCUUGGUCGAGCUCCUAAAGGCGAAAGAACUGAAUGGAUUAUGCAUGAGUAUUGCGUCAAUGACAAAUCUCAGGAUUCAUUGGUAAUUUGUCGACUCAAGAAAAAUACAGAAUUCCGUGCUAGCGAUCAUUCUAACAGAACUUCACAUGAUAGUGAUUGUGGAGUCUCAGAAGGAAUUACAGUUCAAGGGGGCACUUAUGUGCCUAUUCAAGAUAAAGAAACUGGAUGCAGCUCCAAGAGAACUAGCAGUAGUAAUAGUUCUCCUUCUACUACUACUGGCCAAAUUGAAUCCAGUCAUAGAGUUGUCAAUGAAGCCAAUCAAGCCAAUGAAGUCAACAUAGCCAAUGAAACCAAUGUCAAUGAAGCCAUUGAAACUAAUGUAGCCAAUGAAGUCAAUAUAGCUAAUGAAGCCAAUCAAGCCAAUGAAGUCAAUGUAGCCAAUGAAGUCAAUGAAGCCAAUGAAACCAAUCAACUCAAUGAAGCCAAUGAAGCCAAUGUAGCCAAUGAAGUCAAUAUAGGUAAUGAAGUCAAUCAAGUCAAUCAAGCCAAUGAAGUCAAUAUAGCCCAUGAAGCCAAUCAAGUCAAUCAAGCCAAUGUAGCCAAUCAAGCCAAUCCCAGAAAUCACCCUCAGGUGGAUGAAGAUGAUUGUUAUGCAGAGAUCCUAAAUGAUGAUAUCAUCAAGUUAGAUGAAUCAACACUCUCACGGCCAUCGCCACCACAAGGGACAGCAAACAGGAGAAUCAGGCUAAGGGUUCCCAAAUCAACAGUUCCCAAAUCAAGGGUUCCCAAAUCAACGGUUCCAACAGGAAAUGGUUGCCAAUGCUCCAAGCAAUCAUCAAACAAAAUUAACACCUUCCUGCCGUACCCUUUGGUGGUCUUCACUUUCUUCGUUUUCACUUUGUUAGCUCUAGGCUUCUUUCUUAUUAGGAGGUCCCAAACUACUGCGCAAUAUUCUCGAGACCUCUCUAGAGUUAAUUAUGACUAUUAAUUAAUUAGUGUUUAGUGUUGCAUAGCCUUUGGAUCAAUGUUAGUAUGUUACGUUGUAUACAAAAUUACAAACAAAUAUGCACUCUUCAUAGUGAAAUAGUAAG
Arachis stenosperma is the source of this 1601-nucleotide messenger RNA. RefSeq names its product NAC domain-containing protein 89-like. The transcript is spliced from 4 exons. Gene Ontology annotation, molecular function: DNA binding. Gene Ontology annotation, biological process: regulation of DNA-templated transcription. Lineage: Eukaryota; Viridiplantae; Streptophyta; Magnoliopsida; Fabales; Fabaceae. Bases 137 to 1498 code for a protein of 453 amino acids. The record is from RefSeq and is a predicted model, not a curated record.